This is a messenger RNA of Motacilla alba alba, 1126 nucleotides long. Its product is annotated as translation initiation factor IF-2-like. Bases 295 to 1107 code for a protein of 270 amino acids. The transcript has a single exon. The record is from RefSeq and is a predicted model, not a curated record. Lineage: Eukaryota; Metazoa; Chordata; Aves; Passeriformes; Motacillidae.
CCCUAUUCCCUAUUCAUCCUCCAAAGGCCCUUAACGCUGAAUUGAAGGUGUUCUUAAUUCUAAUUUAUUUCUGUUUGCGAAGGGCCGGGAGGAGCGGAGCGCUGGCAGCGGGGCCGGACACGGAACCUGCCCAGGCAGGGGGAGCUGCCGCAGCGUGGGGAUCCCCAAGCGCCGCUCCCUGACACCGCUCGGGGGCUGCAGCCCGGGGGCGAAGCCUCCCCGCGCCGUGCGGGUUAAACAUCCCCCGCCGCGGGAGAUGAGCCCCCCCCAAGUCCCCGCUGGGGGGAAGGGUAAAUGGGGGCCGCUCUCCUGCAGCAGAAAGAGCCCGCCCGCCCCACGGGGCUCAGUCCCGGCAAAGGUGCGAAUGCCGGGGGCGGGUUGAGCGAGGGACGAGGCGAAGCGAGGUGUGCGCGGGGCAAGCCGCGACACCCAACAGCGCACAAGCGCCGGCCUCUUUUCAUCCUGUUACUUCUUGAAACAAUGACAGCAACAAAGGAGCGCCACGAAAGUGCCCGCGCCCAGAGGAGGUCGGAGACGCCGGUGCCCAUACGGGACGCCGACAGCUGUGCUGCUGCCGGCCCAGCAGCCAGACCGGGCACGCCAGGCUGCCCGGCGGGGCGGGAGCCGCGGAGGGAGCGGGGGCCGGGACAGAGCCGGGAGCGGAGUGCCGCCUCCGCUGCAAGACGCCGUCGGCGGGGGCAAAGGGCUCUGUGCCGCCGCAAGUCCCGGGUGCCCCCCGAGCUCGGAGCCCCCCGGACAGCGCUGGCGACCCGCUCCCAACAGGGGGCGGCCUCGCCCGGCGGCUCUGCCCUUCCGACGGCUCCUCCGCGCCCCGGCCCCGCUGCCAGCGCCCUCCCGGCUGCGCGCACCGCGCCGAGCUGCGAGGCGGCGGAGGCACCUGCGCCCGGGGCCGCGGGACAGCCCGGCCCUAACAGCCCGGCCCUUCUGCCCGCAGCAGCUGACAAGGUACCGCCAGAAACGACACCAAAAAAAAAAAAAAAAUCCCACAGUAAAAAAAAAAAAAAAAAAAAAAAAAAAAAAAAAAAAAAAGGAAAAGAAAAAAGCAGACUGCCCAGCAGCACGGAGCACUGGAGAUGGGGAGUGUGAGGCACCGUGUUCAACUUUG